CGCCUAAGAGUGUUCAUAGUUUCAUUUGAAAAUAAAAACCAAAAUGAUUUGUCUGAACAUUCUAUGCUUCUUUGGGAUUGGAAUUACAGUGGCGUUUGGUCAAAUCUUUGAAAUACAAGUUCAACAAAGGUCCCUUUAUCCAGCUAUUGCCAGCCAGAACUAUACUUUGGUGUGCAACAUUUUACCUCAGAAAAUCGCAAACGAUAGCUCAGUAGUCUGGAGGUUUUCUAAUGGUUCUACAGUACCCGAAAAUGAGGAGUUUCAUUCAGAGGGUCAUUAUAGACAAUUUCUAGUAAUAAGAAACGUCAAACAGUCAUAUACAGGCUUAAAAUUGGUUUGUGUAACAAGGGACCGCGAUAGGUCCACGGUCGAAAGUAAAAAUUACACCUUAACUGUUAUUGCUGGCCCUGAGAUUCAAUUCGCAGAAGAAACAAUUUAUUCCCAAUCAGGAAAACCCUUUCAUAAGGAGUGUCGGGCAAUGGGUUUUCCUUACCCAGUAGUACGAUGGUACCAGGAGGCCGGCCAAGAGGCGUCCCAGAUUACUCUUGCUGACCACCACUCCAUGCUGUUUGUUAAUGAGGUGGGUCCCGAGCUUCGGUUCACCUGUCACGCCACUGUGACUCACGGAAGCCUUCAAUUGACCAUCUACAAAACAUUCACCCUCAAGUCUUACGAUGUCGAAAACUCCAAAGUCGACGAUUUCUUUUUGAACGAUACUGACUACAAAUAUACAAUGUUUCUACUGAACCUUUUGGAUUUCUGUCUAAUGAUAUUGGCCUUGGCAAUAGCAGCUAUUCUCUGGAAAUGGUGGGGAAAUGGUAAACGUUUGAAAGAACAUAUCAAACAAAAUUCAAUAAAGCUAGAAGAACUUAAGCCUGAAAAAGAAGCAAAGUUGAUUAAAGCUUCUAGAGCUAUGAAACGAUCAAAGAAAGAAUGCCGUAAGUCUCUGCAGUAUCAACAUUUUGAUGAUGAAAAGCCGCUCCAUUUUCUCUAUGACGAAAUACCGGAAGUUCGUGUACCUACAUUGCCGAAAAAAAAGAAUAGUCUGAUGAACAUGAAAAACAGCUACAAAAUCAUUCCAAAGGCCAUAUGUAAAAAGCAAAAGUAUAGAUUUAAUGACGCUAAAAGGAAAACAUUGACAGCACCACCAACUCUAGAUCCACAGGAGUAUUCGGGGUUAAAGGAACGGACAUCAGGUCCAAACGUUUAUGACGACAUGAAUGGUCCAACAACAAAGAACAUGUCCACAUUUGAAAGUGCUGAUUCUAGGUUAAAAUCUUCCAACAGCAGUUCUUAUUUGGAAAUCCUAGCGGAUGUAGACAAGCAACAGACAGAUAGCGUCAUCUACAGUGAAGUAAAGAGAGAGACGGCUGCGGAAAGGGACAUUAUUAGUGAAGAAAAUUAACGCUUGUUAAACUCCAUGAUUACACACGGUUACUAUGUCAAAGUAUGUAGACAAAGUCUAUAUCAAAGACUAUUGCGAUCUUUUUGAUAUACAUGUGUGUCUUAGCUGAAAAAAAAACGUAGUCGUAAAUUGCCAAUGGCGAUAAGCUUUCACAGUUAAAAUUAUGUAAUAGUAGCACUGUCAUUCCUUUGAAGAAAUAAUGUUGCAUUUUAUAAAAAAAACCAAAAACCCAGCGCAUUUGUUUUGUUACUUUUUGCUUAAAUGUCUUGUAUUAAUAUCAGUUCUCUGUAAAUACGGAAAGGUGGUUUGAGCUGAAACACCAAUAUUCUUCACAUUUGAUAGAUUUGAUGAUUCACUUUGGUAAAAAAAUAAAAGCAU
Magallana angulata is the source of this 1783-nucleotide messenger RNA. RefSeq lists its product as uncharacterized. The record is from RefSeq and is a predicted model, not a curated record. Lineage: Eukaryota; Metazoa; Mollusca; Bivalvia; Ostreida; Ostreidae. The coding region runs from base 44 to 1405 and encodes 453 amino acids. The transcript is spliced from 9 exons.